CACAGCCUGAUGCAGUACCUGAAUUUCCCCAGCCUGCUUGAACCUCUCUGUCCUCUUCCAGAAUCAUCGCCUUCGUCUUCAGCAACAGCACGUAACCAGCAGCCUUAAGGUUACCUAUCGCGCGAGCGACAGAAACUUAGUCCCCCGUCCACCCACGGCGCUGCCCGCAAUCGCCCACCGCCCAACAUGGACGCCGGAGACGACCAAGUUCCCGUCACCCACGACGACGAGCACCACCAGCAGCAACAACAGCAGCAGCAGCAGCAGCAGCAGUUCCAUAACCAACCCCAGCGCAAUGCCCAGGUCGACAAUGCGAUUCGCGCAAUCCGCCAGAAGAAGCCGCUGCCCGAGAUCGACUUCACCAUCCAUACCAUGGAGGAUGGCUCUGACGUUAACACCACUGAGCGAGUCUGCAAAGAUGUCCAAGCCCCUGCCAUGUUCAAGCCUACCGACGAACAGUUCUUCGAGGACGACACUCAUGCCAAACCAAAUAUUACCUUCCUGAAGCAGCACUUCUACCGCGAGGGCCGACUGACCGACGAACAAGCUUUGUGGAUCAUUAAAACGGGCACUGAGCUUCUGCGGAAAGAACCCAAUCUCCUCGAGAUGGAUGCUCCUAUCACAGUAUGUGGUGAUGUACACGGCCAAUACUACGAUCUCAUGAAGCUCUUUGAAGUUGGUGGCGACCCCGCCGAAACAAGAUAUCUGUUCUUGGGUGACUACGUCGACCGAGGCUACUUCAGUAUCGAAUGUGUCCUAUAUCUAUGGUCUCUAAAGAUACACUAUCCCACAACACUCUGGCUGUUGCGUGGAAACCACGAAUGUCGCCACUUGACCGAUUACUUCACAUUCAAGCUCGAAUGCAAGCACAAGUAUUCUGAGGCCAUCUACGAGGCCUGCAUGGAGUCCUUCUGCAGCCUCCCCCUUGCUGCUGUUAUGAACAAACAGUUCUUGUGCAUUCAUGGAGGACUUAGCCCGGAAUUACAUACUCUCGACGACUUGCGCAACAUCGACCGGUUCCGUGAACCACCUACCCAAGGUUUAAUGUGUGACAUUCUCUGGGCUGACCCUCUGGAAGAUUUCGGUCAGGAGAAAACGAAUGAAUUUUUCAUGCAUAACCACGUACGAGGCUGCUCCUACUUCUUCUCAUACCACGCCGCUUGCAACUUCUUGGAAAAGAAUAAUCUUCUGUCUAUUAUCCGAGCGCACGAGGCCCAAGACGCCGGGUACCGAAUGUAUCGCAAAACAAGAACUACGGGAUUUCCCAGCGUCAUGACCAUCUUCUCUGCUCCCAACUAUCUCGAUGUAUACAACAAUAAGGCUGCUGUGCUGAAGUAUGAGAACAACGUGAUGAACAUUCGACAGUUUAAUUGCACACCGCACCCUUACUGGCUGCCCAAUUUCAUGGAUGUCUUUACAUGGUCUCUGCCUUUUGUGGGAGAGAAGAUUACCGACAUGCUUAUUGCUAUCCUUAGCACCUGCUCUGAAGAGGAAUUGCGUCAACCAGACACACCUUCGACUACCACCGGCCCUCAUUCUCCCCCGCUUGCCAGCCCAGCAGCUGAUGCGUCCUUGGAGGCUAGAAAACGUGCUGUCAAGAAUAAGAUCCUGGCGAUCGGGCGCAUGUCACGAGUCUUCAAUGUCCUUCGUGAAGAAUCCGAAAGGGUUACUGAGCUUAAGACAGUCACCGGUGGGCGACUACCGGCAGGUACAUUGAUGCUUGGCGCAGAGGGAAUUAAGAACGCCAUAACAAGCUUCGAAGAUGCCAGGAAAGUGGACAUACAGAACGAGAGGCUGCCGCCAAGCCAUGAAGAGGUCGUCAAGACCCAAGAGGAGGAACGUCAACAGGCUCUGGAGCGGGCUUCUCGAGAAGCCGAAAAUGACACAAAGCUGCAUUCACUUUCUCGCAGACUUAGCAUGGAUCGUAAGCGAACAUAAAAGCACCGUGUUUGUAUGCUAGCUAGUGUACGGUAGCGGGAUGAUGACGAAUUAGAUGAUUCAGUUAAUACCAUUCACUGU
Xylaria bambusicola is the source of this 2019-nucleotide messenger RNA. Its product is annotated as serine/threonine-protein phosphatase 2B catalytic subunit. Gene Ontology annotation, molecular function: calmodulin binding; calmodulin-dependent protein phosphatase activity. The transcript has 5 exons. Gene Ontology annotation, cellular component: calcineurin complex; cytoplasm. Gene Ontology annotation, biological process: calcineurin-mediated signaling; fungal-type cell wall organization. The record is from RefSeq and is a predicted model, not a curated record. The coding region runs from base 187 to 1938 and encodes 583 amino acids. Lineage: Eukaryota; Fungi; Ascomycota; Sordariomycetes; Xylariales; Xylariaceae.